Messenger RNA from Lucilia cuprina (Australian sheep blowfly), 12125 nucleotides. RefSeq lists its product as uncharacterized. The record is from RefSeq and is a predicted model, not a curated record. Gene Ontology annotation, biological process: microtubule anchoring. Gene Ontology annotation, cellular component: centriole; cytoskeleton; ciliary basal body. NCBI's taxonomy places the organism in Eukaryota, Metazoa, Arthropoda, Insecta, Diptera, Calliphoridae. Gene Ontology annotation, molecular function: microtubule binding.
AAAUGAUCAGUUCAUAUUUAGUGCUGGUACGCGACGGUCGACUUUUCCGAAAAUAAAAAGUAAAGCAUUUAAAAAUUAAAAUAAUUUUCUAAUAAUUAAAAAAAAAAGAAAAAAAAGUUAUAAUAAUAAUAAAAAAUUAAUUAAAAUACAACAAAAAGAAAUUAAAUAAUUUAAAAAAAUAAUAAGAGAAUAGAGAGCAUAAUUUAAACGAAACGAACGAGUAAUAAGCAAAAAAAAUUUAAGUUUAAAUUUGUGUGUUAAAGCUUUUGAGAAAUUAUUGUAUAAAACAAAUUACAGUUGAAAAAUCAAAGAAGAAACAACACGCAUACGAAUAUUUCUAAAAAAAAAGUAAAAGAAAAUACAACGAAAAUCCCAUAGAAAGAGAAAAAACAAAUAUAUAAAUAAAUUAUAUUCGAAAGUUUGUAAAAAAAUUGUUUAAAUUUAUACAAAAAAGAAAAAACAUUUUAAAGUGUAACGGAAAUUUAAAAACGAAUUUAAAAUUUUGACAUUUAUUUACACGUGGCAAAGUAACAACACAGUGUUUUUUUUUUUGUUUAAAUCAAAAUGGUCUCAAGAAAUGCCAAAAAGAAACAACAAAAUGUUGGCACAACAUCUUCCACAUCUAACAAUGCCGCCUCAUCAUCAUCAACAACAACAAAUUCAUCCUCCUCCAACAAGGCUGUGAAAAAGCUGGAUGCUGAUUUAGCACAUGCCACGCAAGCGCAAGGCAUUGCCAGCAGUACCUCUGGAGAAUUUCAUAUGGCUAAACACUUUAAGGCCUCAUCUUCGUCUUCAAAGUCGGCUAUUAGCGAAACCAGUGUAACCGAGAUACAAUCGAAUAACGAAUCAUUGUCAUCAUCAUCAAAAUUUAGCUCAAAAUCUCAGCAUCAUCAAGAGAUGUCGGAUGAAUUUUCCUCCAUGGGAAAAAUCAUAUCGUCUGUUGAUUUAGUUAGUGAGUCUGCCAUUAAGGAGCCGGUAUUUUCGGUGCCCAUAGAUGUAGUGGAAAUAACCACUAGUGGCAGUACCGGCAGCAUGAAAAAAGUUUUCUCUUCCAUCACCUCCUCAUCGCAAUCGACUUCACAGUCCAUGUCCCAAAAUAUGGCCUCUGUAUCAUCCUCCUCUAAAGCCAUAACUGAUGGUUCAGCUGGUUAUAUAGUGGAUGUUGAAUUUAAGCCAGAAACUGUUAUCAUAAAAGAUGAAUCAAUGGCUACUAAGCAAGCAUUUCAAACGCUGGCUAAAUCAACCAACGGUGCUACUGAAAUGACAUCAUCCUCAACCAUGUCAAGCCAGUUUAUAGCUGCAGAAUCAGUUAAUGGCAAAACAACCAGAGCUGAGCAGCAGAGUAACACCAACACUGAAAAACAACAUUAUACCAUACCAGCCACACAAGCAAAUACUAAUAAUAAAACCAUUACUAGUGGUUCAGACAAUAAUGUUCUUUUACCUGCCGAUACGUAUGAGGUAUUCAUGCCGCCAACACCAACACCUUCUACGUCAUCCAUGACGUCGAAUGUGUACAACAACACAAUCAACAAGUCUUCCAGGCCACAUUUUGAUGACUUCACUGCCAUCGACAAUAAUACGUCACUGACCAGUAUUGAGCAAAAUAAAGCUUCCUCCACCAACAUCAAUACAAAAAAUACUAGCAGCACCAUUACCUCUUCGUCCUCGACCUCUCAAGCAUUACGUGAUACCAAUAUUUCCAGUACCAACAGCGUAAAUAAAAAAUCUUUAAGCACGAAACAAGUUUCCGAAAAAGAGAGCUUAACCCAAGAGCAAUUGUCGAAGAAGAGUACUUCAAAGUCGAAGAAAGAGGUUUAUGAUGUCAAGACCAAGACUUGGAGUGAGUUUCAUGAGGCCACCAACGAUACUAAACAACCCACAUAUGAACGUUUCGUUAGCCAGGGUUCGGAUGGUACUUGCAAAGUUACGUACAAAAAGAAAAUCUAUGAUCGUCGUAACAACAAGUGGCGUAUCGUUGAAGAGAAAACUGUGAAUAAUGCCAAUGAAAAAGUAUUCCCCGAAAUAGUUGAUGAUGUCAUUAAUACUACGACCACUACAUAUACAACUAAAAUCUAUGAUUCGAAGCUGGGAGAGUGGAAAGUUGUUGAUGAGAAAUCGUUUGUUGAUUCUAAAGCGUAUGUGCCGCAAGACAUAGCUCGUGAGAUUGAGAAAGAUAAUACGGAUGUUGCCAACAUUACAACAACAACUGAGAUCACAAAGAUCUACGAUGCUAGUAUUAAUGACUGGCGUGUUCUAGAUGAGAAAACGCGUACCGAUGUCAUUGAAAAGAUUGUAGAGGCUCCCAAGAAAACCGUUUACAUCGAUGAGUACACUGAAAUUGAGAAAAAUUCAAAAAUAUUGGAAGAUAAUGAAAAUAUUGAAUACAAUUUAAACACGACUUCAAAACGUAAAGAUGUAACCGAAAAUAUUUACGAUGAAAUAAAUGAAACGCAAAUAAAUCGCAAGAAAUUAACCGAUUCACGAAAGGAUGGAGUCGAUAAAAGAACAACUCAAAUAACUACUCACACUGAAAUGUGCAUAUGUGAAAUUUGUACUUGCGGACGCCAUCAUUGUACAACAAGUGAUACAGCAUCGACAAUCUUAAAACAGGACACUCUUAUAGAAUCGACAGAUAUGGUUGACAAUGUUGAAACAACAAGAGUGCGCACAAAUACGUGGUCGAAAUCAGAUUUUGAAGACAAUGAAUCUCUAACCACAACUAGAAAAAGUGACAAAUACAUUCCCAAACCACUAACAGGUACCGAAAGACAUUUAGAUAGCACUAAGGAAGUAACAGAAAAUGAAGAAUACGAAUAUAUUAUACGAACUCAACCAGUGCGACCCCAUGACAACUUGAAGCCGGAAGGUGAAUUUUACAAACCCGAAAAGGAGCAGUAUAGAACGACCGAAAGACCAACUCCCGUCAAACCGGAAGAUAAUUUAAGACCAGAGGGUGAGUUUUACACACCCGAUAAACCAGGUUAUAGACCCUCGGAACGUCCUCAACAAAAAAGACCUGAAGACAAUCUUAAACCUGAAGGAGAAUUCUAUACUCCAGAAAAACCUGGAUACAGACCUGCAGACAGAACUGAAGUCAUAAUAAGAAAAGAUAAUCUUAGAACUGAAGGUGAAAUGACUUUUACAGAAAAAGAAGAAUACAAAUAUGUGCAAAGACCACAACCAGUUCUAAGGGGUGACAAUCUCAAACCUGAGGGAGACUUUUAUUCUCCGGAAAAACCUCAAUAUAAACCAGGCGAACGACCCUCUCAAGUACGCCCUGAAGACAAUUUGAAACCAGAAGGCGAAUUUUAUACCCCUGAUAAACCUGGCUUCAGGCCAGCUGAGAGACCUCAACAGAAACGACCAGAGGAUAACUUAAAACCAGAAGGUGAUUUCUAUGCUCCAGAAAAACCUUCGUACAAACCUGGUGAAAGGCCUUCGCAAAUUCGUCAGGCUGAUAACUUGAAACCAGAAGGUGAUUUUUAUACACCAGAAAAACCUGGAUUUAAACCUGCAGAAAGACCUCAACAAAAACGUCCUGAGGAUAAUUUGAAGCCAGAAGGUGAUUUUUACGCUCCCGAUAAACCCUCCUACAAGCCAGGCGAAAGACCUACUCAGGUUCGUCAUGAAGACAACUUAAAACCUGAAGGUGAUUUUUAUACUCCAGAAAAGCCAGGUUUUAAGCCAGCAGAAAGACCACAACAAAAACGCCCCGAGGAUAAUUUAAGACCGGAGGGAGAAUUUUACACACCAGAAAAACCUGGAUUUAAACCUGCAGAAAGACUUCAACAAAAACGCCCUGAGGAUAAUUUGAAGCCUGAAGGUGAUUUUUACGCUCCGGAUAAACCCUCCUACAAACCUGGUGAAAGACCUACUCAAGUUCGCCAUGCAGAUAACUUGAGACCAGAAGGCGAUUUUUAUACUCCAGAAAAGCCAGGUUUUAAGCCUGCAGAAAGACCACAACAAAAACGACCAGAGGAUAAUUUAAAACCAGAAGGUGACUUCUAUGCGCCUGAAAAGCCUUCUUAUAAGCCAGGUGAACGGCCCACUCAAGUUCGCCCAGAAGACAAUUUAAGACCUGAAGGUGAAUUUUAUACUCCAGAAAAGACAGGUUUUAAACCAGCCGAAAGACCACAACAAAAACGUCCAGAAGAUAACUUGAAACCAGAGGGAGAUUUUUACACACCGGACAAACCUUCAUACAAACCUGGCGAAAGGCCAACGCAAGUUCGCCAUGAGGAUAAUUUAAGACCUGAGGGUGAGUUUUAUACCCCUGAAAAACCUGGCUUCCGACCAGCAGAAAGACCUCAGCAAAAGCGCCCAGAAGACAAUCUUAAACCAGAAGGUGAUUUUUACGCUCCCGAUAAACCGUCGUACAAACCAGGUGAAAGACCUACUCAAGUUCGACCUGAAGACAAUUUAAGACCAGAAGGUGAAUUUUACACUCCAGAAAAACCUGGCUUCCGACCAGCAGAAAGACCUCAGCAAAAACGUCCAGAAGACAAUCUCAAACCAGAAGGUGAUUUUUACACUCCGGAUAAACCUUCGUACAAACCAGGCGAAAGACCCACACAAGUUCGGCCAGAAGACAAUUUAAGACCAGAAGGUGAAUUUUACGCUCCCGAAAAGCCUGGAUUCAAACCAGCGGAAAGACCACAACAAAAACGACCGGAAGAUAAUCUAAAACCUGAAGGCGAGUUUUAUGCACCAGAUAAACCAACAUAUAAACCUGGUGAAAGACCAUCUCAAGUUCGUCCCGAAGACAAUCUUCGACCAGAAGGUGAAUUCUACACCCCAGAAAAGCCAGGAUUCAGACCAGCAGAAAAAACGGAAAGGGUUAUUAGAAAGGACAAUCUUCGCACAGAAGGAGAAAUGUUUUUCACAGAAAAAGAAGAAUAUCAUUAUGUUAGCCGACCCGAACCUGUCAAAAGAUUGGACAACUUAAAACCAGAAGGUGAAUUUUAUACUCCUGAAAAACCUAAAUUUGUUCCAGGUGAAAGACCCACUCAGGUACGUCACGAUGAUAACUUAAAACCCGAAGGAGAAUUCUAUACACCAGAAAAACCUGGAUUCAGACCAGCAGAACGUCCCACACAGAAGAAACCAGAGGAUAAUCUGAAACCUGAAGGUGAAUUCUAUACCCCAGAUAAACCUGGAUAUAGACCAGCAGAACGACCUAUUCAGAAAAAACCGCAAGAUAAUUUGAAGCCAGAGGGCGAAUUCACUGUUCCGGAUAAACCAACCUUCACCCCUGCUGAAAAAACCGAGCGUAUUAUUAGGAAGGAUAAUUUACGUACCGAGGGUGAAAUGCAUUUACCGAGAAAACCUGGUUUCCGUCCAGCUGAAAGACCAGUUCAAAAGAAACCAGAGGAUAAUUUAAAACCGGAAGGAGAUUUCUACACCCCGGAGAAACCAGGUUUCCGUCCAGCUGAGAGACCGGUACAAAAGAAACCAGAGGACAAUCUUAAGCCUGAAGGCGACUUCUACACCCCAGAAAAACCUGGUUUCCGCCCAGCAGAAAGACCUAUUCAAAAGAAACCCGAAGACAAUCUAAGACCUGAAGGUGAAUUUACGGUUCCAGAUAAGCCUGUUUUUAAACCAGCUGAACGAACUGAACGAAUUAUAAGAAAAGAUAAUCUACGUACUGAAGGUGAAAUGACAUUUGUUGAGAAGGAAGAAUAUCAGUAUGUUAUGCGACCAGAACCUGUAAGGAGAUUAGAUAAUCUUAAGCCUGAAGGAGAAUUUUAUGCUCCAGAAAAACUGAAAUACGUACCAGGCGAAAGGCCAACACAAGUAAGACCAGAAGAUAAUCUUAAACCAGAAGGAGAUUUCUACACCCCAGAAAAACCAGGUUUCCGUCCAGCUGAACGGCCAGUUCAAAAGAAACCAGAGGAUAAUCUUAAGCCUGAAGGCGAUUUCUACACCCCAGAAAAGCCAGGUUUCCGUCCGGCUGAACGUCCAGUUCAAAAGAAACCAGAAGAUAAUCUUAAGCCUGAAGGCGAUUUCUACACCCCAGAAAAACCAGGUUUCCGUCCGGCUGAACGUCCAGUUCAAAAGAAACCAGAAGAUAAUCUUAAGCCAGAGGGAGAUUUCUAUACUCCAGAGAAACCUGGUUUCCGUCCAGCUGAAAGACCAGUGCAGAAAAAACCGGAGGACAAUCUCAAACCUGAGGGUGAUUUUUAUGCACCAGAAAAACCGAAAUACGUUUCCGGUGAAAGGCCUUCACAAGUUCGCCCAGAAGAUAACUUAAGGCCAGAAGGAGACUUCUAUACACCUGAUAAAACAGAUUUCCGACCAGCCGAAAGACCAGUGCAAAAGAAACCGGAGGACAAUCUCAAACCAGAAGGUGACUUUUAUACACCAGAGAAGCCUAAAUACGUUUCAGGCGAAAGGCCAUCACAGGUUCGUCCAGAAGAUAAUCUGAAACCUGAAGGAGAUUUCUAUACUCCGGAAAAGCCCGGUUUCCGCCCAGCUGAAAGACCCGUUCAAAAGAAACCAGAAGAUAAUCUCAAGCCUGAGGGUGAUUUCUAUACUCCAGAAAAACCUGGCUUCCGUCCAGCUGAAAGACCAGUGCAAAAGAAACCAGAAGAUAAUCUGAAGCCUGAAGGAGAUUUCUACACUCCAGAAAAGCCUGGUUUUCGUCCAGCUGAAAGACCAGUGCAAAAAAAACCAGAAGACAAUCUCAAACCAGAAGGAGAAUUUUACACACCUGAGAAACCUGGUUUCCGACCUGCAGAAAGACCUCUUCAAAAGAAACCCGAAGAUAAUUUGAAGCCAGAGGGUGAUUUCUAUACACCAGAGAAGCCCGCCUACAUUCCUGGCGAAAGACCAUCUCAAGUUCGUCCAGAGGAUAACUUAAGGCCAGAGGGAGAUUUUUCAGUUCCCGAUAAGCCAUGUUAUAGGCCAGCAGAAAAAACAGAACGCAUUGUAAGGAAAGAUAACUUGCGAACAGAGGGUGAAAUGACAUUUGUUGAAAAAGAAGAAUACCAGUACGUUAAAAGGCCUGAGCCCGUUAAACGUUUGGAUAAUUUGAGACCAGAAGGAGAAUUCUAUGCCCCUGAAAAACCAAAGUUUGUUGCUGGAGAAAGACCUUCCCAGGUGCGUCCGGAGGAUAAUCUGAAACCAGAAGGUGAUUUUACAAUUCCAGAAAAGACUACUUACAAACCUGCUGAAAGGGUUGAGCGUAUUGUAAGAAAAGAUAAUCUACGUACUGAAGGAGAAAUGACAUUUGUCGAGAAGGAAGAUUAUCAAUUCGUCGUCAGGCCUGCCCAAGUACGUCCCGAAGAUAACUUGAGACCUGAAGGUGAUUUCUAUACUCCCGAAAAGCCUGGUUUCCGUCCAGCCGAAAGACCAGUUCCUAAGAAGCCAGAGGAUAACCUGAAGCCUGAGGGAGAUUUUUACACCCCUGAAAAACCUGGCUUCCGCCCUGCUGAAAGACCUGUACAAAAGAAACCUGAAGACAAUCUGAAACCCGAAGGAGAUUUCUAUACACCCGAUAAACCUAAAUACGUUUCCAGUGAGAGGCCUUCCCAAGUUCGUCCUGAAGAUAAUCUUAGACCCGAGGGAGACUUCUAUACACCAGAGAAGCCUGGAUUCCGUCCGGCCGAAAGACCAGUUCAAAAGAAACCAGAAGAUAAUCUUAAGCCUGAAGGAGAUUUCUAUACUCCAGAAAAACCAGGAUUCCGUCCAGCUGAAAGGCCUGUGCAGAAGAAACCGGAAGAUAAUCUUAAGCCUGAGGGAGAUUUCUACACGCCUGAAAAGCCUGGUUACCGUCCGGCUGAAAGACCCGUUCAAAAGAAACCAGAAGAUAAUCUCAAGCCAGAGGGUGAUUUUUACACACCCGAGAAGCCUAAAUUCGUUUCGGGUGAAAGACCUUCACAAGUUCGUCCUGAGGAUAACCUUAAACCAGAAGGAGAUUUCUACACUCCGGAAAAACCUGGUUUCCGUCCUGCUGAAAGACCUGUUCAAAAGAAACCAGAAGAUAAUCUCAAACCCGAGGGUGAUUUCUAUACACCCGAUAAACCUAAAUACGUUUCAGGUGAAAGACCUUCUCAAGUUCGUCCUGAAGAUAAUCUUAGACCCGAGGGAGACUUCUAUACACCAGAGAAGCCUGGUUUCCGUCCGGCCGAAAGACCAGUUCAAAAGAAACCAGAAGAUAAUCUUAAGCCUGAAGGAGAUUUCUAUACUCCAGAAAAACCAGGAUUUCGUCCGGCUGAAAGGCCGGUGCAGAAGAAACCAGAAGAUAAUCUUAAGCCUGAAGGAGAUUUCUAUACGCCUGAAAAGCCUGGUUACCGUCCGGCUGAAAGACCCGUUCAAAAGAAACCAGAAGAUAAUCUAAAGCCAGAGGGCGAUUUUUACACGCCCGAGAAGCCUAAAUUCGUUUCGGGUGAAAGACCUUCCCAAGUUCGUCCUGAGGAUAACCUUAAACCAGAAGGAGACUUUUAUACACCUGAGAAGACUGGUUUUCGACCGGCUGAAAGGCCUGUUCAAAAGAAACCUGAAGAUAAUCUUAAACCGGAAGGAGAUUUCUACACGCCUGAAAAGCCUGGUUUCCGACCGGCCGAAAGGCCCGUUCAAAAGAAACCAGAAGAUAAUCUUAAGCCUGAAGGAGAUUUCUAUACUCCCGAAAAACCUGGUUUCCGUCCUGCUGAAAGACCUGUUCAAAAGAAACCAGAGGAUAAUCUGAAGCCUGAAGGAGAUUUCUACACACCUGAAAAGCCUGGUUUCCGCCCUGCAGAAAGACCAGUACAAAAGAAACCCGAAGAUAAUCUUAAGCCUGAGGGUGAGUUUACUGUUCCAGAAAAGGCAGUUUUUAAACCGGCUGAGAAAACGCAAAGAAUAAUUCGUAAGGACAAUCUACGUACUGAGGGUGAAAUGACCUUUGUUGAAAAAGAAGAAUAUAAAUAUGUUAGAAGACCUGAACCUGUUAAGAAAGGAGACAAUCUUAAACCAGAAGGCGAAUUUUAUGCCCCUGAAAAACCGAAAUUCAUUCCUGGUGAACGGCCAUCCCAAGUUCGACAUGAAGAUAACCUUAAGCCUGAAGGCGACUUUUAUUCUCCCGAAAAGACAGGUUAUAAGCCUGCAGAAAAGGUGGUACAAAAGAAACCCAAGGACAACCUUAAGCCUGAAGGUGAAUUUACAGUUCCUGAUAAGCCAACAUUCAAACCAGCUGAAAAAACUGAACGGAUUAUAAGAAAAGACAAUUUACGCACUGAAGGCGAAAUGACAUUUAUUGAAAAAGAGGAGUAUCAAUAUGUGAAGAGGCCUGAACCCGUAAAAAUGAAAGAUAACCUUAAACCAGAGGGUGACUUCUAUACCCCAGAGAAAGAAGGUUUUAAACCAGCAGAAAGACCUGUACAAAAGAAACCACAAGAUAAUCUUAAACCAGAGGGUGAUUUCUAUACCCCAGAGAAGCAAGGCUUUAAACCGGCAGAGAGACCAGUUCAAAAGAAACCACAAGAUAAUUUGAAACCAGAGGGUGACUUUACCGUUCCGGAUAAACCUACCUAUAAGCCAGGAGAAAAAACAACACGUAUUAUUAGAAAAGAUAAUUUGCGUACAGAAGGUGAGAUGACAUUUGUUGAAAAAGAGGAAUACAAAUAUGUUAAGAGGCCAGAGCCGAUCAAACAGUCCGAUAAUCUUAAGCCUGAAGGUGAAUUUUACUCACCAGAAAAAAGUGGAUUUAAACCAGCUGAACGACCAUCACAAAAGAAGCCUGUUGAUAAUCUAAAACCAGAAGGUGAUUUCUAUGCUCCCAGCAAACCUGGUUUUAAACCUGCCGAACGUCCUGUUGCAAAGAAACCGGUUGAUAAUUUAAAACCUGAGGGAGAUUUUACAACUCCUGAAAAACCUUCUUAUAAGCCAGCUGAUAAAGUUCAGCGAGUCAUACACAAAGACAAUUUGCGAACGGAGGGUGAAAUGACAUUUGAGCAAAAAGAAAUAUACCAACAUGUGAAGAGGCCAACUCCUAUUAAACCCACUGACAAUCUGAAGCCCGAGGGAGAGUUUAUUACACCAGAAAAGCCUUUAUAUAAACCGGGUGAAAGAGUAGAGCGCGUUAUACACAAGGAUAACCUGCGUACAGAGGGUGAAAUGACAUUCGAUAGAAAGACUACUUACCAACAUGUAAAGAGACCAACACCAAUCAAACCUAACGAUAAUUUGAAACCAGAAGGCGAAUUCGUUAAACCAGAAAAAUCUCCAUAUAAACCGGGAGAGAGAUUAGAGCGUGUGGUGCGCAAAGACAAUCUUCGAACUGAAGGUGAAAUGACAUUCGAACAAAAGGAUACGUAUCAGUACGUUAAGAGACCGACACCAAUUAAACCGUCUGAUAACCUAAAACCAGAAGGAGAUUUUUACAAAAAGGAGAAACCCACGGGCCCCAAAGAUGUUGUCGAUAGAGCUACUCCUAAACGUCCAGUUGACAAUUUGAAACUCGAAGGCAAAAUGGAAAUUGUUAAAAAGAAUGAAACUAAAACUACUCAACAAACCACUGUGCGUCAAACUAAGAGCAAAUACGCACAUAAUAGUUCUUCCAUUAGUUUGGGAUCAGACAGUUCCAUUCUAAAGACAACAAGUCAGAUGAGUUUUGCAUCUGGUAAGACUGCUGUUCCUGUUACUGAUUUAACAACUGAAAAACCAGCCGAUGGUAUGGUCAUUGUCUCUACAAAAAAGGUCAUCACUGUUGUUGGCGGUAAAUCCAGAAAGGAACCCGAAACACAGUACAUCAGAAGACAGGGCAAGGUAAAUGUCAUUGAAAAUGUGGAAAAAUCAUCAACUACGAAGAAUAUAAAGAAUGUGGAAAACAUUCACCACGAAGACGUUUCCCUUACCCAAAACCGUGUAACGGCAAGAAACAAAACUAUAGUCGAUUCAACACAACAUGAUAGCAAGCAUAUAACAAAUGGCAGCACUUCUGUGACGAACAGUAUUCAAAAUAACUCAACAGUACAUGGUACACAUAGAAUAACAUCCGACAAUCAACACCAGCACACAUGCCUGGCUGAUAAACUCACGUCUUCGAACCAACACAUACAUACCGAUGGCACAACUAUAAUUAGAAGAGCUACCUGUGUUAACCAGAGACAUGGAACUUCUUCUGAUAUGAAGAGCUUAAUUAGUGGUGGAGGAAGCAGUGGUCAUGUAACGCACACCCACGAUACUGCAUCAAAGGUUGCAAAAACCAUGAAUGGUAGUACCAACAAUGUGGCCCGCACUAGCUCAACAAACAUCAGCUCAAAUAGUUUAGAAAGCUCUAGUGCCACCUCAACUUCGACAAUGUCGAGCAGCAAGCAGUUCCAUCAUCGUAAAACAGAAUUUUCAUCCGAAUCCAAUGUGGCCAAUACAAUAUUGCAACGUAAAAAUGCACCAGCCGAAACCAAUCAGUUUGGUAGUCUUACAUCAAAUGCUAAGAUACAACGCAAGAGUAUAUUGAAUCUUAACGAACAACCCUCGAGCAAUUGGUUACCCAGUGAAAGACAAAGUUACACCAGUAUCCAUCGUCAGAAAGAAGCAGAGUCCUCAGUUGCAAACAAUCUAAGUGAACGACGCAGCAUAACAACAAAACACCGUGAAAUGAAAGAUCAACAGACUAACAACCGGGGAUCGACGUCGCACCAUACUAUGUCUAUGCAUACAUCCGCUCUCGAUUUCCCAUCAUACAACCGGGCCAGCUCAGAACGUAUUGUCACACGUCAACGUGCCAAUCAAUCAUCGAUUUCUUUCGGAAAUGAAACUUCCUCUUCGUCAAGCCUUUAUAAAAUGGAAUAUAAGACACUUCCGGUCACAACAUGUGCUGUGCAUAAAGUAAAACAAGGUGCAUUCCAACACACUAGGGAUACUCAUGAUCAUAAAUUUUUCAAAAGCAACUAAUUAAGGAAUUUUAAAUUUCUUUUUUCUUUUUGUAAACAUGCAGAAUUAAUUGUUAAUGCAUAUUAUUAAUAUUCCCCCUUAUUUUCUUAUUAUUAUUUUUUGUUAACACAUUAGUUACUAACAUUUACACAUAUAAUACGUAAUAAUAUUUUUUAUACAUAUCACAAUAAACAAUACAAUUGUCAUUUAUUAUUAAUAAAAAGUCUCGAAAUUUAAAAAAAAAAAAGAUAAAAAUUAUUAAAACAAUUGUG